Molecule: messenger RNA, 12811 nt
Organism: Bursaphelenchus xylophilus (pine wood nematode)
Lineage: Eukaryota; Metazoa; Nematoda; Chromadorea; Rhabditida; Aphelenchoididae
Source: the annotation of a GenBank genome assembly
AUGCAGUUUAAAAAAGCCAACAGAACAGGCGAAAAAGAGAGAGCGGCAGCAAUCGACGUGACCUUGUGUUCCCGGGCCCUGAUGGACUUUCCAAGGGUGGGGGAAUGAUCGAACAGGGAGGAGAAAGAGAGUCGUGCGCUUUCGAAACCCGACCUUGCAACUUGGUCCCUUUUCUUCCCUCUUUCUCUGAGUGUCUGUAGUAUCUAGAUUCGUCUGACGUUUCUUCCUUUUUUUCAUCACCAGCUUUUGUAAACAAGAGCGGCCUCAGUACGAAGAAGAGCCCGAGACGCCAGGCGGCGUUUCCACCAUUUAGACGCCGCACCGUGCAAAAACGAUUUUCUUUUUUUGUUCACAGCCUCCAGCUCUUCUGCUGCUUCGAUUUCUCCCGUCCGUCUCCAUUUCUCUGGCGUCUCUCUGCGAGCGUGUUCUCCCAACUUCUUAUGUCAGAAUAUCUUUCGUCUUUGCGCGAUACGCCUUAAGUUUCCCCCGAUCCCCUACUGCUGCGAUUCCGGCUCCACGUCUAUCCUUUGCCAUCUCUGUCGCUCUCUUCGACCUCCGUUAUCGCUUUGACGUUGGGCGUCUACCGACUACUGCAAUGUCGCGUUUAUGUCCACUUCCUCAAUUUUUUUAUCAGCGAUUCAUCGGCCUCGGAAUUGUCGAUUUUUAGACCGAAUCCGAGCUGUAGAUUUCCCUGACAAAGCCAUUCAAAUGUCAGUUGGCACCAAAUCAACGGGGGUUGAUCUCCCUCAUCUUUUAGUAUUUUGUGGCCAAGACAGGCGGUCCAGAGGCGGGUUAGGGCAUUUGGUGGUCUAUGGCGUCAUCUGCCCGGCAUAUUUAGAGCUCAGGUCUGCAAAGAGUCAGGAUUGCCAUAUUGAAGUGAUAAUUUUGUGUAUUUGUUAGGUCAACAAUCCUAUUAGUUAAAUAAGAAAAUCCUGUUUUGGAAUUUGAAUACUUUGUUUCUCUACCUUAAAAUUUAUUAAAAAUUGUUUUACAUUUCGAAAACAGCCUUUAUCGUUUACUUAAAGCCGAAAACAUUUGACAAAAGCGUUUUAAAACCCCUUUAUCGAAAUUAAUUUGCAAAAUUUUAUACUCUGUUGCUUUUAAUUUUAAAGGAUUUCGUUUAAUCAAUACUGCAGAAUUUCUGUUUUCAUAGUUUCCUAUAAACUCGCAAGUAUUAUACGUUGUAUUCAUAUCAGACUUGCAUGGAAAGUUAAGUUUUGUCCUUCUACACAAGCUUACAUGUUACAACCGUGAUUACAUUUAUGAUGUUAUUUCUCCUCUGUUUUCGUAAAGAAAUUUAAUAAAAAGAAGUCUGUGUUGCCUUAAAUUUCUUUUGAAUAACGGGAAUCGUAUCAUACGUUUUCUAAUAAUUAGUUGCAGUGGGAAAUGCUGGCUUUUAAAGCCCCAUCUGCCCAAUAAAGACAGUGACAUAGAAGCCGGCCGCAGUUUAAAUGCGCAUGGAAUGGUCAGCAGUUUCUCCAACGCCCAGCCACCAGUCAAGUCCCAGGCCAGUCGAAAAGAGAGUCGCCACAUCGAGGUUGUUGGCAUCCCUUCUUCCUUGCCCAUAGAGAGCGUGGUCGCCUAUUUCUCCACGUCAGUCGCCACUUUCCGCCACUCUUUUACCCCUCUUUUUUCAGAUUCGGCAAGGUGCAAAAAGCCGAGCCAAAAGCGGAUGCGGAGGAAUUAAUUGUCAGUUUUAUGGAUGUGCGAUCGGCCCAGAAAGCCCAGAACAGCGAAUUGGAGAUUAAUGGGCAUCCUCUCAGUGUGAAAGUUCAUGAUGUUGGUGGGGUGCAGAAGUGAGUAACGACCAGGGAGUGGGAAUUCCGUCAAAAUCGGCUUUUAAAAGAGUUUUUUCUCGCUUAAAACACUCAAACGAUAACCCCUUUACAAACAUAGCUCUGUGUAAUCAUCGAAUUUUUUAAAGAUUUCGAAGAAGUUAACACAUAACUCAUUAGUUCUUUGAAGAUUUCAAGGGCCAAAGGGAAUGACGUGACACAUUACAGCAGUGUUAAAGGGCGGGUGCGCAGAGUAAACUUCGCGAUCUCUCAAAGAAAAAGAGAUUUUUCGAGAUGGACGCAACGACCGUCUUCCUCUUCACUUUGUUGUUUUGGGGUCGACGUCCAUUCAAUUCGACAUGUUUUCGUCACCUCACUUCCCUUUUCCCGAUCCCUUCCCCGACCUCACGCAUCCCCAGUUUUUCGGAUCGAAAUUAGGGGAGAUGGAAUAGGAUAUCCCCUCCUCCCUUCCCUCCAAUGCCACUUUAUCCCCCUCUUUCAAAAAAUCGGAAAGUACAUAUAAAAUUUUACUUUUUGAACCGACAAAAAUAAGGUCAUUGCAAUCGGAUUUUUUUGAAUUCUUAUAAACGUUUUGAUAAUAACUUUUCUAAAUAAAUAAUAGUCCAAAUAGGUAGAAUAUAACCUCUCUUUACGCUAAUAACUUUCUUUUCAGCCUGCACGCUGGCUCGACUGCGUCGACCUCGUCAAGUUCGGAAGCAGUUGAACUUCUUGAAAGUUCCCGGACUCCAAAUCUGCAAAACAUCACGGAAAAUUUUAGUCGACGAAAUUUGGCUUCUACUUCAUCCACCGUAGAGGAAAAAAAGUUUACAGGUCUCCAAGGGAUUCUAGUGCAAGCUCCCCAUCGUCUACCUGAGAGUACUUUCAAACAACAACUAAGUAAUCUUAUCAACUCCAGCAAAGUCAAAUGCAAAUUAAUCGACAUUUCCAUUGAUCCCACUGACCCUACCAAGGCACUAAUUCUUUUACAAAAGUACGCGCUUUUUAAAAUUUUCUUCAAAAUCUAUGAUCAAUUCCCAUAUUUGACUACAACCUUCAAUUUAGCGUCCCCUAUGUGGAUUCCCUGGUCUCAGAAAUCCGAAGGAGUACAUUGGCAGCAUUACCUCCAGAUCAAACCCUGAAUGCUCAACUAGCUAGCCAUGUCGCCGUGACCGAGGCCCAUAACAACUAUCUAACGGCCACCGCAGGAGCUUUAGCUGACCCAUUACCUCCACCUCCGGUCACCCCAUCCCUAAAGGGAACAAAUAAAGAGCAAAGCUACAAUGGUCCUGAUGCUAGACAGAGGGAGGCCUCCAGAACCCUCUACGUGGGCAGUCUUGAAAGGAAAAUAAAAGAGGAAACCCUGAGGUCAAGGUUCUCGAGGUUCGGACAGAUUGUGGAGGUGGACAUCAAGAACAAGGAGAGUCCUUCGCCUUUCGCUUUUAUCCAAUUUGCUAACAUAGACUCGGUUGUUAACGCCAUCGCCGCAUGUCAAAACAAUCGAGCCGGAAUGGUUGGACUAAAAGGGGAACGGCUUAAGUUCAAGGUAAAGAAAAAGGCGCUGACUAAUUCGAUUUCCAGGUGAAUUGGGGAAGACCCAUUCCAACGAGUAAACUCUGGGUGGGGGGACUUCCGCGAUCGUGUAACAACGAGUAUCUGUUCAGUAAGCUGAGGAGUGUAACUACACAGACAGACGGUGUAAAAGAGGUCAUCUACGACGCCAGUCACAACGAGGCGCUGGUCCUUUUCAAGAAUGUUGAGCAAUCACAACUCGUACACAACAAAAUAAAGAAUCGACAAUUGUAAGUCAAUUUCUGGUCCACGUCAUGUACAUCCCCGGAGCUCGAAAUGAGUCUGGGAGGGAACGGGAGGGAGGGUGUGGCCUUUAAGGCGAGGCCGCCCUGCCAAAGACGCCUCCUCUCGUUUCUCUGCUCCCUCUCAGUUGCGAUGAGUUUUAGGGCGCGCGAGAAAUGUCCUGGUGAGAAACGGCAGCCAUGUGGUUGGCAUGCAGACCCCUCUGCCAACAACCGGGCCCGCCGCCAUCUGUCCUUUUUCUACAACUUGCCUCGCCCCCCCCUCUCUCCUCGAACGUGGAUUUCUCUUUUCUUUGCUCUGCGCGCCUCUUUCCUGGGACCCCUAGCCUCAACGGCGUCCCAAAACUCCACCCAAUGUUAUCUUCCAUACCUGGGGUUUAUAGGAAUAUUACUGUCUCAACAUAAAUUACUUUUUGUUUUAAAUCCCUUUGGUUACGUCUUGCGACGUUUGUGGCCCGCGUUAAAUUGGAGUGGAGAAUCGCAAAGUUAAGCCAUUCCCAAGCUUCACAUUUACCGCACUCUUUUACUACUACAGUUUUGUACUCAAAAGGGUCUCUAAGCGUGCUGAGGGAGUCAUUAACAUGUCGUCUACAUGUUUUCCUUCCAUACGACCUAAUUUUCCGCGCGUUUUAUUAUUAUUACGUGUCCAAAAAAUCAGAAUUUACUGUUUUCUUCACAAAUAUUUUGGACGCGCGCGGUAUCUCUGCACUAUUACAAUAGGUCCCCAAGAAUAUGCCUUAUAGUUUCGGAAAAAAUAUCACUCUACCGAUUUCUCAAGCCGAGAGUGCUAACUAUUUGUUAUAUCGACAGGAAUCCUCCGUUUCUCCCUAGAAGAAGAGCAUUUCCGAUACAAAAAAAAUGUAAAAACCUAAUUUUUUUCAAUCUCUUAUUUAUGACGAAAUGCCAGAUCGAUUUUCCAUCAGUGGUAGCUUAUCGACUGUUUGGUGGCUAUUAAUUCGAAGUUUUGUUGAAAUUAAUCUGGUCUAGUCACAUGUUUGUUCAUGUCGGAUAAUUAAUGUUGUUUCUGAGGACGUCAUAUUAAGAAUGGCACAGGACGAGAGGUCUCUUUUUUGGGAGUAAUAGACACUAGACUAAUGUUUUUUCGGGAAAGUAUUAGUGGCCCUGGAUAUCUGUUGCAUAAAUGGGGGAUUUUGACUGUUCUCCCCCUUUUGGAUACUUUUUUGGCAUUAAAUUUAUUUUGUUCUUCUUUUGUAUUAAUAGUUUUUGUAUUUGGAAAGCCUCGAUAAGUUCGUGGGGACACUCAAUCCACAAACUUUUAAAACAUUCCUCACCUGCAUCUAAACCUUAAUUGCGUGCCAGCAAGGAUAUUGUUUUAUUUAUGACCAGAAAUGCGGGAUGAAGGAAGAAAUGCUUUCCGCGCUGAGACUAUGGUAUCAACACUCAUUUUUUCAGAAUUAUUCCACCUGAACGGCCUCAAAAAGAACAACAAUUCGGCGGUCAGCAACUUGUCGACUACGCCAGCGACAAACUACACGAUUUCUUUGUGGACAGAAAAUUCGGCCGAAUCCAUUUGGUCCCGCCGACAGUCUCGCCGGUCCCGUCGACUAGCAGCUCCGUGUUUCAGUGGCCUUCUUCCACCGACAAUCCCCUUCGGACAAACACCUCAUCAACGGCUGACCUAUCCAUUUCUCGCACCCAGCCACCAGUGGGACCAGAGUCAUCGGCUUCACAUGCCCUUGACACCAACGCGGCGGCCCAAUUUGGAGCCGCUCCUGAGUCGCCGGACCAGAAUUUGCUAGAACCGAACCGCUCUGACGAGGUUCUUCUGGUCCCGCCCCCUGACCCACCGAAAGAUCUCAUUACCGCCGAUCUCAACCAAAUGCCCUCUGAGUAAGUCCAGCAACAUGAAACAUCCUCUAUCCUCUUCCUCCGUAUCUAUAGAAACGGGUCCAUGACUAUAAGUCUUGAACCUGUACGUUUGUCUGUUUAGUUCGAAUAUUUAAUUAAAAUACAAAUUGUUUAGGCUUUCUUCACGGCAUCGGAGUGAGUCCUCUGGAAACCGUCACGAUGGCCGGGAUAUAAUGACAAGGAAACGGAUUAAGAGGAAAGUCAACCGACUUGAAUCGACUUCCUCGGCAGGAUCAGCAUCGUUCGAUGAAAGAUCAAGUUCGUCAGCUUCGUCUCGGCAGUCCAGCCCUGAGCGAGAAUUGGGCUCAAAGUCUCCUUUUAAGGAUGGGCACAGCGAACCUUCGACCUCGUCUGUCGGUUCACUCAACGAUCAGAAGCCCGGCACUCCGCCUGAUCCAUCUCAAACCCCCACAUUCUCGAGAGGAAAACGGAGUGACGAAGGACUGUGUAAGUUGCCUCCUGUUUUCUUGAAAAAAUAUAUUAUUUUACCAAAUCCUCUUAAAUGGCUUGUUUUUAGCAUCGCCAUCUGCUAUCAGAGAUCUGGAUUCUCCUGAUGGGUUUAACCGAGCCAGGCCGAGUUCGAACGACUCUUCGGGCACACCAACCACACCCAACACUCCAAAACAGGGUACCAAAACGGGGAGCGGAGGCCAAGACCUUAAGAGCGCUGGAAAAGGACCCCCUAAAGGCAAACAAUUGGUUCUGACUUGGGAAAACAUCUCUUCACAACCACCAGACCCACGGCGGAAUUGUGUUCAUUACACGACAAACGAUGAACGCGACCUCUUCUUCCCUACAUUUUACACGGAAGACGAGUCCGGCUAUAGAUACUGUCGAUACCUUCACGGAAUAAACCGCCGGCCAUCACAACCAUUGCCGGUAACUCCACAGUAUAGCAAAGAUGGAAAGAGUUCUUCUCCAAUCUCUCAUGCCGGAAUUACGCGAACCAUAUCCAGUGGAUCUUCCGAUAAUUUCUUGACCCAACCAUCAGAUCCUUGUCAUGACCGGCCUCCAUCGACGUCGUCUUCGAUUGAAGAUCCUCUCACAAUUCCACCAAUGCCCCCACCGCCUUCCACCAACACCGAGACUGUUGAACCCAGCAAUUUCUCGUCAGCAUUGGAAAGGAUAAGUGCUCUUACGUCAAAGGUGGAUUCUAUCCUUUCCACCUCGAUGAAUCCAGCACUUCCAUCGAGGCUUAGUGGGUCGAUAGAAGACGAUCUUCUCCGAUUUCGUCAAAAGAAGGCCCAUUCUAUGUCGGGAAUAACAACACCCAGCUCAACUCCAUCGACGCCACAGGCAACGGACCUCAAAGAUUCGAAACAACAGCCGAAACUGACCAUAAACAUUCCUGCGACAAGUUCAUCGACAUCGUCCUUGGUUUCAUCUCCGGCGCUACCGCCUUUCCCCGCAUUGAUGGGCCAUAGUCUUCAAAGCCCGGUUGGAUCGUUAAAUGGAUCCAUUCCGAGGUCAAUGUCAUUUAGUAUGGAUAUCCCGGGUGCUUCUAUCAUUCAGCCGAGAUCCAUGUCUUUGAGUUGUGCUCAAUCUUCCCCCUCACUUCCGCUUCCUCCACCACCGCCGUUGUUAGCGUCGCCUAAGCAUUCAACGUACAGUCCAAACGAACCGGUAAGGAUUAGAUCUCAUUGAAUUUAUUACGUUUUUUUACAGCAUAACUUUUCCUUACAAAAACGGGCUUCGCCACCCCCACCAAGUCCAAUUACCCCGAAAACAAGCCGAUCCGAGCUCUCGGCAACUCUACCUUCAUCUACACCACCGUCUAGUUCAGCACCAAAGCAGAAGACCCAGGUUAAUGGAUUAAAAGAUGACCCUAUUCCGACCGGAACCUCAAAAAAUACCUUUGAUUUAAGGUCUAAACCUGAUCUAGAUGACUCUGAAGAUAAAAAACCAAAGGACAAAAGCAAGAUGCUCCAGUUCAUGCAGAUUCCACGAAAAAAAGAAGGCCAGAAAGAUUCCAUUACUUUCCUUUCGCCUCUUAAUCGAGCUCACGCGACAAGUACGGUCCAAAUGGCUCCUACUCAAGCAAUGGCCGGCAGCAGCAAAGCAAAGGUUCCCGAGAAGAUGCCGGGUAAACAUCAACCUCCUCAGGUGAAAGCGGACAAGAAGCCGGAAAAGAGAGACAAGGAGAAAGACAAGAAAGAGAAGCAUCGCUUAUCCGUUGGCAGCUUGAAGGAGGUAGCCACCAAGACCAUGAGCAGUAAAGAAAGGCAAGCAGCAUACGCAAGUGAAAUCGAGAGGAUAAAGGAAAAGAGCUUGAAGAAAUUCCCGGAGUCCAAGAAAGAUCGAGAGCUGUAUAUGAAGACCCGAGAAGCCAAACUUAAGGCUAAAUUUGAACAAUUAAAAGCAGAACACGAAAAGGCAAAGAAAGAAAAACAACGAAAAUUGGUAAGAUUAUAGUCAUCUCUUAGAAUGGACUUUUCGAAAUUAGGGUUGCUAAUUUUACGCAUUUUUUCCUUCUGACUGCCAAAUUAAUGUCAUUUUGGCUAAAUUGAAAUUCUUUUUACUGCUGAUUUCAACGAUCGUUUUGAGAAGAAGGGGAAAUUUGGUACCUAAGAAUUUCAAAUUAAUACGAUUUUUUAGAACGAAUCUAAAAAAAACCCAAGAAACGUUGAAUUUAUUUUUAGGAAGAAAAGCAGAAGGAGACGUUAAAACAAAAGAAGGUGAAGGAGCAGAAGGAAAAGAACAAACCGCCUAAGAAUGUCGAAAAGAAGAAAUCGAGACAGCGGACGCCAUCGGAUGAGUCUUCGGAAGAUGAUGAUUCUGAGGACAACAACGACCCUUGUCGCGCCGAUUUCCUUUUGGUACGUUCAUCGAUUGUUUAUGUAUCUGCUUUUAGAAGAGUAGCGAGAUUGAAGCCCAGAAAAUUCUCUACGAAGCUGCUAAGAAUGGAUCUCUCAAUCUCUCAAUGUACGAAAGGAUAAAGCGGAAGAGAACGGCACCAAGGCAGGACGAAAAUAAAAAGUCGUUGGCUUUGGCAAAACUAAAAGAAAAGAGUGAAGCAAAGGUAAGCUUGCACACGGUAUAUUGACCUCUCGGUUUAGAAGAAACGGCGCGUUCAUCUGUCCUCAUGUUCUGAUGAUUCUGAUACCAAUGAUUUCGCAAAGAAAUCACAGAUCGGAUCCAGCGAUGAGUCUGACGCAGGUACAACAAUCACCAAUCUUUCGGCCAGUUCCGCGGCAAAGCGAGGGAGGAGCAUGAGCACGGCUUCGAAGAAGGCUUCAACCUCAUCCGAGGCUAAGAAAGAAGUAAAGAGGAAGCAUGAUGAUAAGGAAAAGGAGAAGAAGGUGAAGAAGAUUAAACAGGAACCAAUUUCUGAUGCCGAGGGAGAAUCCACGAAACCUUCCAAAGAGAAGGAAAAGAAGGCCAAAUCUGAGCCAAAAUCACCAGUUCCAGAGAUGGUUUCCGAGGAAUCGGAGGGAGAAGCAGCUGUAAAAGCUCUGCACAAUGAAUUCGAUGCUUAUAACCGGGAUUCUGAUUCGGACGACAGCAAGCCUAAGGAUAAGAAAAAGAAGAAAUUGUCGAAGAAAUCGUUUAUGACAAACUUCGAUGACGGAGAUAUUUUUGCUGCCAAUUCUGACGAUGAGGGCGCUGAAAAGAAAAACAAGAAAAAGAAGAACUCAAAGCAACAGAAAAUAGAGAAGCCGAACCAAGUCAUUUAUACUGGAAAACCAGGACGACCUAAAAAGGUUAAGGAAUCCGACGAUCCACAUGGUGAAGGAAAAAAGAAAAAGAAGGAAGAAAAGGAAAAAGACAAGAUCAAGAAGGAGAAAUUAGCUAAAAGGUCAUUGGACGAAAGUUCUUCCAGUGAACCUGCCAAGAAGAAGCAUAAGAAUGAAACAGAGAAGGACAAGAAGAAACGACGCGUAUCUGAUACUGAUUGUAGGUUGAGAAUUUUUGCCUUUCGGUUCACAACUUUUCAAAAUAGUUUGCGGAAGCCCCAAUUUACGACAUUUUUAUAAAAUAUUUUUUAGCCGUGCUCUCAACGCCAAAAUUGAUUCCUUCUGAAAAAUCUGAAGAAAAGCCAUCCUUGAAAUCGCCACUUAGCCUGAACUUAUCUAUGGCCCCAUCGUCUUCUUCCAUCGAGAUUUCACCUACUCCGUUCACAGCGAUCUCUCCUACACCAUCUACUGGCAGUGACAAUGUGCGUUUGGAGAACUUUGUAACGCCCAGCCGACAAUCGGAGACUUCUAUGUUCUCGCCUUCUCUUCAGUCCGCCAACCUUCAGACUGUAAGUUCCCAAUGAUUAGUGGAGAUUGUAGAUUUUGUUGCUUUGUUAGUUAAGACAAGUUGUUUUGUCCGUUGAUUGCCAUCUUGGACUUUGAGGUUGAUAUUGUCAGUGGUUUUACUGCCAGUUGUAUGUUGUGCAUUACCUUUAGAUGCCUCUUGAACUCGCGAAGCCGCCAUUUGAGUCAACGCCAGCCGAAGAUAAGACGAAGAAGCUGUUGGAUGUUCCUAAAUGGAAUGAAAACAGGAAACGAUCUUCAUCAACUAGUUCAUUUACCUCCAGCUCGACCUCUGGAACGUCGACAACUUCCUCUUCUAUGUCACAGAAAUGUAAACCCAAGAUCCGGACUCCGUCGCCUAAGAGAGAUGUCGUUGAGAAUAUUCAAACAACGGCCCGUCCUACUGAAUCUUCCGAUACUUCCAAAAAGGCCGAGGAAACGAAUGAUCUGAAAGAGGAAACUAUUCCAUCAGAACAGAGAAUAUUGGAUACAGAACAUGAUGGGGAAGAUUCUGUUCAAUCAACGCAUGUGUUUGGAGAGGAGAAGAGCGGUCCUCGGCCUCAGGCCAUCUCACUUUCCCCAUCACGGCUCCUUGAAGAGAUCAAUUUUGAGGAAUCCUCUCCUUUGGGUACUGAAAGAAGCAAUCUGGACGACGAUGAUGAUGAAAUGGAAGAGGAGUUGCUUCGUCAACUAUCAGCCAAGCCAAAGGCGGAUCCUGAGAAGUCGGAACCUGUCAUUGAUUACAGUAGUCAAGACACUCAGGUACUUGUUACGCACAUUAUGUAGUUGAAUUUGAUUGCACGUUUUUAAGUGUCGUAGUGUAACGUUAACCGGGGUUUGCUUAUUUGUCCUCUAUUGAGCUAAUCAUUUAAUUUACAGGAGACUGAAGAUGCCAUUGAAUCCAUCUCAGCAUUUAUGGAGAACAAGUCUGAGGACGAGGAUGAUGAAACAAGUUAUUCUCUUUCUCGCAGAGUUAGUGAAUUCGAGUACAAUGUUUCGAAUGAUCGGACGCGCAACUCGACGUCGGGCGAUCUCUCUGCCGAAGAAUUCCAUACGCCAGAUGGUGGUGAAAUUGAAAAAGAACCGACUAUUCCUCAUCCUGUCGAAGCUAAAGAUUCGGACGUGAAGGUUCAAGUUGAAUCGUUUAAUACGAAUACGGAUCAACCAGAAUCAACAGAGGAAUCCACGGUUCCUGACGAUAAAUUAGCUUCUGUGAUCUCCAGCGUCGCCAGGGGUGAAAACUCCGCUUCCGAAGUGCCGAGCCAUCAAAAGAAUACUCCUUUGGUUUCUCAAGCUCCAGGUUUAUUUUCGAACAUUUCACACCUUCCAACUCCGCCUCCUUCGCGAUCUUCUGGUAGCUCUCCUCAAUGUUCGGGCCAAUUUCAAUAUCCUGGAGCCCAGAUCUCUCCUCAGAGUCAGUCGGGGAAGAAAUUGGAAUCUUGCGGUCAUCCCAAAUCAACGAUUGCUUCGGAGCCUGGCGAUCAAAAGGAGAAGAACGAGGCAAUCCAGGGUCCCGUUUCCUCGGUUAUUCAAGAGACGAACACUCAGAAGAAUCCUCAGACCUCAACGAUUGCGACAUCGUCCAUUUCCGAUACACAUCCAGAGAUAGUGGUGCCUCCAACUUCUGCUUAUCCCGAUUUCCAAUUGCCAAUCCAGAAAGAUACAAACAUCUCGCAGCAAAUGUUGGAGAGGCUUUACAAGCAGACAAAAACUUCUGUUUCAUCUUCUCCCGUUCAGAUGCCAAAACAGGCCCACUGGGUAUCGACACCGUCCAGAAGCGAAGGUGUGGUAACUUCUCCAUCAGUUGCGGCCACUACUUCAAGUAUGGCCUCAGGGUUUGCCCAAACAAUGGCCCAAAGUUUUGGUCAGAAUUUGCCACAAGGCUUCCAACAAACAGUCAACAAGAAUCAACCAGUUGGACAGAACUUGAACAGGGUGCCAAUAACUCAGGCGCAACCAACCCCAGUCAUUCCAGCGGAACACAUUUUAGCUGCUCUUCAAGUGACUGGAAUUGGCUUGCAUGCUCUAACACCGCAGCACUUAACCAAUCCCAGUCUUCUUAUUUCGACUCUUGCUAGGAGCAAUCCUGCAAUGGCGGAAACUGUCCAGAAAAUGUUGAUGCCGACUCUUCCCACCGAACUGGCGCGUCUACAACAACAACAGCAGAUGCUUCAGAACCAACCCAAGCAGCAAUUCCUUCCAUUCUCUAACCCGUCGUUGAUGUCGAUAAUGCAACAAGAACAGCAACGUCAACAAGUUGCCCAGCUACAACAGCAACAACUGGGAGGACUUACGCAAGACCAAUAUCUCGAACAAAUGAAGUUGUUGCAAGGGCAAAGAACCAUCAAAUCUGAGCCAGUGGUUGGUCAGAGAUUAACACCUCAACCGCAGAUUCAAGUUAAAACUGAGAAAGAAAAUGGUGUUGGCUUCAAUCGGGCAAGGUAUCCCUUGUGUUGGCAAGGGACGCUGGCUAUGAAGAGUAACGACGCCACCGUCCAGAUGUUCUUGGUCUCAGGCUCUCAAUAUUUGAUGGAGAAGACAACUCUUGAGUUGACCGAACAAGAAGAUGGAGUUCAGACGAUACGAAUCAAUCAGCGGAUGCGACUAACUAACCCCCAGUUGCUUAGUGAGUAUUGCUAAUAAUGAUGACAUUGUUUUAGAUAUUUGUAAUCGGAUGAACAACGAGAACGAGUUUGUUGCCUUGGUUUGUAUACCUUGUGGACAAAACACUGAACAACUUCAUCAACAAAGCUCUAAGAUGUCGACGUCUUUCAUUCAUUACUUCAAUACCAAGAUGACGGCUGGAGUGGUGACUCAUUCUACAGUAAGUUUUGAUUGGAUUUGUAGAAAAUACUGUACAUUUCUUAACAUAAAUUAAUUUCAGGCAUCCCAGCCUCCGUCUUGUAUUGCCCAUUUUUUCCCACCUUGUGAUUGGACAGAAGAUCAGUUAAACAGACUUGCACCAGAAUUUGGGGCCGAAUUGAAAAGAUUGGUCCAGACUUAUCUCUUUGUGGUUGUCACUAGAAAUGACCUCAACGUCAUCAAAACCGAGAUGGAUCAAAAACCGGUUCAGAUGCCUGUAAUGCCUCAGGUUCUCAAUUGCGGCAAGACCGUCUAA